GAGCGCGUACGUCACCUCCGCACACGCCAAGAUGGCUCCGUGGCGCCCCUGCAGGUCGGAAGCCACGGCCGUGCUCAACAACUGUGGCAGAACUGCGGCAAAGCGCACGAGAAAGGGGAUUGGACUGCAAUGGCCACCGCUCAGGAACGCAAGCCUAAAAGGCCUCACUACAUUCCUCGCCCGCCGGGGAAGCCGUUCAAGUACCAAUGUUUCCAGUGUCCUUUCACCUGCAACGAAAAGUCCCACCUCUUCAACCACAUGAAAUACAACCUGUGCAAAAACUCCAUCUCCCUGAUGAUGCAGAAAAACGGCCAGGUGACUCGGCAGGUCAAGGCCGUGACGAAGGCCCUCCCCGUGAAACCUACGGACGCCGCCGGCUCGCGGGAAGUUCCGGUCCGACAGGAAUCGGAAGAGGAGAACACAGAGGAGAUGAGCCAUGAGGCGGAAGAGGUCGACGUUGAGAAUGACAGUCCGGUGGUGGAGAAGGAAGGCAACGUUCCAGCCAAGGAGCCGCAGUCCCUGCCCCGCCCGUCUGCCUUCUCCCAGGUGGCGCCCAACCGGCAUGAGCCAGAAGCCGUCAAGUCGUCCGUGCCGCCGCCAGACGCUUCUCGGCCACCCCUUCCCGCCUUCGAGCGGCCAGCGUUCCCGUGGACCGUCAAUCCGUUCCCCGCUGCCUUGGGGCCGGAUUACAAUCCUUAUUUCACGCCUUUCUACUCUUCUUACUACCGACCUGCAAGCCAUUUUGCAAACGACACUAACUGUUCUCCUUUGCGUCUUGACUUUGGGGAUCCCCCGAGGCCGGUGGUGCCACACGCCAUUGCCCCGCCUCCAGUUUCACUCUUCGCCCCUUACUCGUACCAAUACGGUCACCCGAUCCACUCGGGGCAGCAAUUUCAUUGCAACCCGCACGCACCCCACGAGCUCUCCAGAUAUCUUCCUUUGGACUGGUACGGGCCGACCUUCCCUUCUGAAGAUUACAACUUAUACAUGCGACCCGGUCACAAUCAUUUCACGGAACAAGCGCAGCUCAGGCAAAGUGGCGACAAGGAGACCAGGCUGAGCCCGAAGGAGGGCUGUUCCGCUCUGGGCUCCCCUGACAGACCCGGUCACGCGCAAAUCACCCAGAAGGAGGGCGAGGAAGCGCCGCGAGACACCGGCCUGCAAGAGCGCCAGCCCUCGACGGUGGAGCAAAACAUGCAGACCGACAGCAGGCGCAAGGACACCGCUGAGAGCUUGCUGCAGCUAGGGACGCUGCUUGUGGACGCAAGAUCAUCUGAGAGAGGCGCGUAUCCCGGCGUGUCUGAGUUUUGUACGGCCGCCAACUCCGAAAAGGAAGACGAGGACAACAGAAGCGCACCGGCACCGCUUAACCUCUCGACGAGAAAUUGUGACGCCUCGAACACCGAGGGGCCGGGCGGUGCGGAGAUGCCGCUCAAUCUCAGCCUGCGCUCUCCUCACGCCGGCACGUCAGAAGACGCCGACCUCACAGAUGAAGAAGCCCGUGACCAAAGGCAAACGGCGGCGCUGGCGCUCUGUCAACUCGCCGUCGCCGGCUCGGCCGCCUACGUGCGUGACUUUGAGCAAGCCCGUCGAACAGAGGAAGAUUCGAGCUCAACGAAAAACAGUAAACACGACGGCGGGCCCAAGACGUCGGGCGUGAAACGGGCGGACCGCGGCCUAGCUAAGUCCAACGUGUACAAAGCGAGGAAGAGAGCAAAAGCGGCAGCGCGGCCUGCGAGGAGGAGGCCACGCUGCUGCUAAACGCGCAUGACUAGGGGACAGCAAACAGGUCAACAUUUUCGUACUUGCGGGGGAAAUUAUACUACUCUGUUAUUCCCUUUUGCGCCCAGGCCAAAGCAACAGCAGUGGUCCACUACCAGCUGGCAUCUUGGUGCUAAGCAAACAGUUUGAAGUAAGUUGAGGAGCUUCAUUUAGACAAAAGUAGUCCAGAGCUACCAACUUGUGGCAUUUGGAGGCAAUUUAAGGGCCAUCAGUUAUUGGGAUUUUUACUAUUUGUGGCGGGCUACGUUUCUAAGACCCGCUGCCAGUUGCUGAGGUUCAUUGUAUUUUUGAGAAAAGGAAGCAAGAAAAGCAAAAGCAAAAGCAAGUACUAUUUGCUGCCUAUUGGACAUCCAUCCACAUUACUGAAGCACUGAAACACUGUAAAUGCUUGAGCGGGGAAACGUGUCAAACAGCUCUACCCGUCAUGUACAGGACGUGAAAAAGUACAUUAGGUAAACCUGCACGAGAUUAGUUUUAUUUGAAGAAGUGGUACAUUUACUUGUGAGUGAUUCAUCUAUAUUAGAAGAAAAAAAAAACACAUUAUUGGAUGAUAAAGUUAAAUUAAGAUAAAUGAUAACGAGGUUUUUUUCUUUUGGUAUCAGACCUUUGUGCAGGUGUACCUAAUAAAUGGCCUGAAUGUGUGCGCGUGCCUCGUUUGGGAAAGGUGACACUAAAUGUUUAUAGAGGCGCGUUUUUGACGACAAUCUGGACCCUUUUUUUUUUUUGAAGAAAGCGAAUAAAAACGUGAAUUUUGUAACAUUUGUAAGAACC
Molecule: messenger RNA, 2553 nt
Organism: Syngnathoides biaculeatus (alligator pipefish)
Lineage: Eukaryota; Metazoa; Chordata; Actinopteri; Syngnathiformes; Syngnathidae
Gene: znf750
Product: zinc finger protein 750
Exons: 3
Coding region: 130-1761 (543 amino acids)
Biological process (GO): epidermis development; positive regulation of transcription by RNA polymerase II
Cellular component (GO): nucleus
Molecular function (GO): RNA polymerase II cis-regulatory region sequence-specific DNA binding; DNA-binding transcription activator activity, RNA polymerase II-specific; promoter-specific chromatin binding
Source: RefSeq, a predicted model, not a curated record